CUCAACUUCAUGCUCUCUUUCAUCCCCGUGACCAACACAAAGAGGGAACAUCCUGGCAGGCCGGCAGCACAAGAUCGACGGCCCAGCAUAACCCUUCACAUCUCGCCUCGUACGGAAACGCAUCCCCGCAUGGCCGGACCAGCCAUCUUCUUUUCUUCCUUCCUUCUCCCAGGUUCUCCUGCUUCUAGUUCCUCCCCAAUUGUCGGUAUCGAGUCUCUCGAUACCACCUACGUAGUGUGCAGGCGGGCACACGCCCUGUCGAUAUUUGAUAGGGUGCCAGGCAAACCACAUGUGUGAUGCGAAUUGGCGCGCGCUGGGAGCCUUAGCGGGCCUCGAGAGAGAGGGAACAAAAAAACCAGGGAUGGGCCCUGUUGGGCAUGCCAUGCACAGGCGCCUGACGAAGGAGGUGGGCUUUUUGGCCAAUCGGCAGAGACUCCAGGUGAUGGAGGUGAGACGAUAUGGGCGUCAACUUGCGAGAGGACUGUGAUUUCGGUAUCGUGUUGGAGAUUCAGGUUUGUCUACAGACAGUGACACGAUGUGUAGUAUCUACUCCGUACCGAGGGAGAGACUCUGGGAAGAAUACAACGCUCGCCAUACCGUAGUGUUUAAAGAUGGACGGGCAGGACAGUUGAGUCAAUAUCUUGAUCACAUCUUCCCAAAUCUCCAUCUGCAAUGCGAUGCGGGAUCCAACUGUAACACGACCUCAUCAUCGUGCAGCUUGUCACACUCUGGGCCUAUUCGCUUACAGCUACUGUGCCUGAGAAUCACUAUCAGCCAGUCGCUCUCGAUAGUUCUCUCAACCCGUCAUUUAACAGCCCAACCCAUCCAUCCCUUCCAAUCCAUGCCAUGGUCUCUUCUGCCGCCUUGGGACAUACCAAACUCAAACCGAUGUACCGUACAUGUUGAUGUGAAUGCACCUUCUGCAUGCCCAUCUGCCCACGGGGGAUUUAUUUGAUUUGAUACCUCCUGUAUAACCACUUAUCAACCCCCUUUUCCCCAUCCUCUUCCUCUUUUUCUUUCUUUAUCCUCUCUACCUCACCUUACUCUUGUCCUACUCUUCAAAAUCUGGGAUUACCCUGUCCCUCUUACUCCCGGGUUUUCCUCACCGACAAAUCCACCGCCUCCAACAAGCUUAGCUUUUCCACUUUCACCUGUUUUCCCCUCCAGCUCCAGCUGCCUCCCAGACCAAGACCCUUUUUUUUCUUUGUCCACUUCCAUCAAGUGGACCGAACUCUCUGUUCCCCGGCGCCACCGCCUAGAAAACUAACUUACGUGCUCCGUCUCUUGAGCCACAGCGAGCCAGUCCCCUGCAAUUGAACCCCCGGAGGCCGCUGUACCGCAACGCUCUGGGCUACCUCUUUCAGUGGGCUAUACCGGGUACGGUACAAAGCAAGGAACCUGGCCGACCUCAUAUUUUUCUCGGAUUACCCAUUUCUCAUUCAUCUCUGUGUUCCCCCCCGCCCACUUUUUUGAUCUCUCAAACUCACCCCCACUGCGGAUCAACCUCAGCUCAUCCAUCCAUUCCAAUUCCCACCGCGGGAACCGGGAAAGCGUGAAUCAUUUAUUCCAUCGCGCUCCCUAUUUCUUGUAAAGGGGAUCCUAGUCCUUGAUCGGAUCGUAUCCUUAAGAACGGGCUGGGCAUUGUGUUCGUGCUUGCCCUUGUCCUUGUAUUUACCUUGUCAACUUCGUUGCGGUCUGAGUCUUUAGUCUGUCGCAUUGGCAAGCAUCAGCUCCUUAUAUUGUCCUGUCUUGUCUGUCUGUCUCGUUACGAUCCAGAGAUAGACAUCCCGACAGACAAAUAGAGAGAGCUGGCCUCCUCCCUUCCACGUAUAUCCCGCGCAUCUACAGCUCUUGCUCUCAUCUCGUCGCACCUUUGCGACUUAGAGCAGGACUACGAAACCUACACCGCUGCCCAACAUGGCGCUCGAACAGACAAUCACCAUUGUUAACAACUCCGGCAAGAUUAUCAAGACCGGCAAGCAGCUCUUUUCCAUCUUUAAGGAAGCUCAAGGCAACUACAAAGACAAGAAGGCGGAGAUCAAAGCCCAGCAGGGUGUCCAGCGCUCUCAAUCCUUCGACGUCAAUGCCCAGCCUCAAGCUUUUCCUGUAGAACACUUCCACAUCGACGAUGACCGGUCCCGAUAUUAUCCUCCUCGCGCGGGUGACCAGCGCAGCGAAGCUGGCUCACAACGCAGUCGCCGAUCGCGAAGCGUCCACUCGCGACAUCCUCGAGAGGACUUUGCCAGUCGUCGUGCGCUGACUCUUGAUAACCUCGAGAGACACACCGAAAUCUCCGCCACAGCUCCCAGCAAAGCGCCCACCCGAACUGUAUACAAGGAGAUCCCCAUGGAGCUUGCCAUGCCUCAGCGCAGCAUGGCUCCCUCUGCCUACGGCGCUGGCCCUAUGGUGCCCCGAAACCGAUCGACCGGAGAACUAGUACAGAUGAGGCCGCGCAAGGAAAUCGACAUGGACCUUGCGUAUGGAAGCGUCCCCCCGGAUCUGAAGGACCGCACCGAUCUGGACCCGCAGUACUACGAUGAGAAGCAGGCCAUGGGUCUUGUUCACCGCGUUGAGGGUCUCUUAACCGAAGCUAAAUGUAUCCACCAUUCGGCUACAACGACAAUGGCCGAGCUCCAGAAGAACCCAGACCACGCGGCGGCCGUUGCGCUCUCGCUUGCUGAGUUGUCAAAGAUGGUCAAGAAGACAUCGCCCGCUUUUCUGGGUCUUCUCAAGAGUGGAUCGCCAGCUGUCUUUUCUCUCUUAUCGUCCCCGCAAUUCUUGAUUGGCACGAGUCUCGCUGCUGGUGUCACUGUUAUCUGCUUCGGAGGAUGGAAGAUCUUCCAAAGAAUGAAGGAGGAGAAGGCGGCGCGGGAGGCCUUGGCAUAUGAGGGCGUGCCUAUGGACCGUCCUGCACCUCUGCGAACACAGAGCGAGUACGGUGUCGAGUAUGGCCCAGGUGUCGAUGAGGCCCUCAUCCUUGAUGACGACUUGAGUUCAAUUGAGACCUGGAGACGAGGCAUUGUGCCAUAUGGAGAAGAUGAGAGUGAAGUCGACAUGGAGCUUAUUACACCCUUGGCCGACAGGGAGACAAGAAGCCGUUAUGGCGGAGAUGAUUUUGACACAAAGUCCCGCCGAAGCACAAGAACAAGUAAAACACACGAGAGUUCACGAAGCCACAAGACACACCGAACAGACGACAGCCGCCGUAGCCAUCGCAGCCACAGGAGUCGUCGUGAUGAUGAUGACAGGAGUACACGACGUGAGGAUUACGCAGAGAGCAUCGCCGACAGUGAGCGCAGCCAUCGCUCGUCAAGGAGUAAGCGUUCCGAGAGGAUUGAGACGAGGUCAAUCGACAGCCGAAGCAGCAGCCGACGAGACGACGAAUCACAAGUCACUGUACGACCCAAGGUCAACCGCAACAACAGCAACAUGCUCAAGGCCCUCUUCAAGAACAAGGAGAAGAAGGAGCGCUCACUUGUCAUGGCAUAACGAUCUCGCGGGAUUUAAUACCCCCUCAGAUUUACACAUUUCUAUCUCAUUUUCUUUUUGCAUAUUACCCUGGCGCAUUUUUAAAAGACCGGUGGAUGCCAACAUCUACGGUAGACGAGGCAAAGAUUUACAUUACAUUUACGGAUAUUUUUUUCUCCUUCAAGUACAGAAAGAUCAUGGAUGGGCCAAGAAGAAUGCCCUUCCCACCAGCGAUUUAUUCCCUUGCGUUUUGUUGGUUAUUUCUUUUCCUUUUAUGAAUACUAUGAAAGAUUGCUCUUGCACACGCUUGAGCGGAGGUGAUUUAUUGCAUUACGCACGGAAGACAGAUGACGGAGCUGUUUGCAUUGGGUUGGGAUUUGUUUGUACUUAGGUAGCCCUGAGGGGCAAUGUAUACCAACCAAGACAUGAGAAGCUUAUGCUUCUUAUUUGGAUUGUUAAAUUGUGUGUGCUUGUCUCAAGAUUGGGACGUUUGUCGUGACAUUUUUGAUGAUAUCAGGUUUUGGUGGGGGUUUGUAAGCGAGAUG
Fusarium verticillioides 7600 is the source of this 4013-nucleotide messenger RNA. RefSeq lists its product as hypothetical. The coding region runs from base 1918 to 3489 and encodes 523 amino acids. The transcript has 2 exons. NCBI's taxonomy places the organism in Eukaryota, Fungi, Ascomycota, Sordariomycetes, Hypocreales, Nectriaceae. The record is from RefSeq and is a predicted model, not a curated record.